This is a messenger RNA of Erythranthe guttata (spotted monkey flower), 591 nucleotides long. The record is from RefSeq and is a predicted model, not a curated record. NCBI's taxonomy places the organism in Eukaryota, Viridiplantae, Streptophyta, Magnoliopsida, Lamiales, Phrymaceae.
UAUGUGCUUCUGUCCAGUAUUUAUGCUGGUGCGGAAAUAUGGGAUAGUGCCGCUUCGAUGAGGAAAGAAAUGGCACAUGCUGGAAUUCAGAAAGUUCCGGCUUUUAGUAUGGCAGAUUGAAAGAAAAAAGGGAGAGAUGUCGGCUUACGAAAACGUUGUUGCUGGGAAACUGAGAUUGAAGGGCAGAGCUUUAGAUGUGAGAGAUGCUGCUAUCAAAAAGAAGAAAAAGAACAAAAACCGAUAUUUCCCGUUACACGAUCAAUUGACAGAUGGAAAUAACGAAUUAGUAAGUAAUCAAGCAAAUGAAGGGGAAUUUGGCGAGGAAAACGAGCGCCUCACUCCAGCAGAGAGAAGGUACAUGGAGCAAUGUCAGAGAAUCGAGCUUCAAAGACUUGCUAAAACCGCCAAGAAAUCGCACCGUGACCGAAUUCAAGAAUUCAACAACUAUUUAGCUAAUCUCACAGAGCACUACGACAUUCCCAAAGUCGGACCCGGCUAAUAUCACUUCAUUCGAAAAAAAAACGUUGUUCAGGUAUAAUCGUACAUUGUCAUUACAUAUGAUAAACAUUCAAAAUCCCGAGAGAAAAAAAC